AUGCGCUACUCCCUCUCAGCCAAGCUGCUCCUCCUGCUGGGCUCUUCUCAGCUCGUGCUCAGCUCCUCCGACGACCAACGCGUACUCGCUCCCGCUACGGAACAGGCGAUAAACGAUAUUGCCGCGGACUUAGGCUGGGAUAAGGCCCCCAUGUUCACGAUCGAGAACAAAGACGUAAUUUUCGCGGCGCUCAAGAGAUACGCUGACCCCGUCGACGCCUUCGUUUCUCUUCAGCCCGAUAUGGCGGACACGCUCGCUGAGCCGAGACUGAUCCACGUUCAUGGCGAGAAAAUGGCUGAAUGGAUGACGGAGGGCGAUAAGCUUCGUCUUCGGCGCAAGGGACGCAAGUUCCGCGACAUCACUGAUUUCCAGGAGCUUUACGCCGACCACGUCAACACCUUUGCAGGCAAAGCCAACCUUCCCAAGAUCACACAUCAAAGCCUCAUCAAGCCCCUCUUCCCCAAAGUCAACCAGACAAACAUGCACAACGUCCUCAAGCACAUGACGAGCUACUACAACAGAUACUACGGCGGCGUCACCGGCGAGGAGAGUUCCGUCUGGCUGCACGACCACGUCGCCUCGAUCAUUGCCCAGUCGCCCUUCCACGCCCACAUCUCGCUCGAGUACUUCACCCACGAGUUCCCCCAAUCCUCCAUCAUCGCCCGCUUCGAGCCCAAGGUCCGCGACUUCUCCAAGCCCCUAACCAUCAUCGGCGCCCACCAAGACUCGGCAAACUACCUCUUCCCUCUGCUUCCCGCCCCCGGCGCAGACGACGACUGCUCCGGUACCGUAAGCAUUCUCGAGGCCUUCCGCGUUCUCGCGACGAGCGGCUAUGUGCCCAAGGAGGGACCUGUCGAGUUCCACUGGUACGCGGCUGAGGAGGGCGGGUUGCUGGGUAGCCAGGCCGUUGCAGCCUACAAGAAGAAGGAGGGUGCCAACAUUGGCGCCAUGAUGGAGUUCGACAUGACGGCUUUUAUCGCGCGUAACGCUACCGAGUCGAUUGGGUUCAUCAAGACGGAUGCGGACGCGCCGCUGACCAAGUGGGCGGUGGAUCUGAGCGAGGAGUACAUCAACAUCACGACGAGCGUCUACGAGCUCAUGCCCGGCGCCGGAUCGGAUUACAUGUCAUACACCAAGCUCGGGUUCCCUGCUACAUUUGCAUCCGAGGGCAAUCCCGUUGCGGGUGGAUUCCCUGGCGAGUUUGACCCGUACGUGCAUACGGAAAAGGAUACCAUGGAUGUCGAUGAUGAGACGGGUGUGUUUUCUAUUGAUCACAUGGCGAGGUUCUCUGAGCUGGCCAUUGCCUUUGCUAUUGAGCAGGCUGGGUGGGACAACAAGUGGAGGUAA
Molecule: messenger RNA, 1347 nt
Organism: Colletotrichum abscissum
Lineage: Eukaryota; Fungi; Ascomycota; Sordariomycetes; Glomerellales; Glomerellaceae
Product: peptidase family M28
Exons: 2
Coding region: 1-1347 (448 amino acids)
Biological process (GO): proteolysis
Molecular function (GO): metalloexopeptidase activity
Source: RefSeq, a predicted model, not a curated record